This is a messenger RNA of Drosophila willistoni, 1803 nucleotides long. It is a transcript of the gene DCTN4-p62, whose product is annotated as dynactin subunit 4. The transcript has a single exon. NCBI's taxonomy places the organism in Eukaryota, Metazoa, Arthropoda, Insecta, Diptera, Drosophilidae. The record is from RefSeq and is a predicted model, not a curated record. Gene Ontology annotation, cellular component: dynactin complex. Bases 89 to 1645 code for a protein of 518 amino acids.
UUCGCAAAUCGCGUCAUGCAGACAAAGAAGAAGAGCAGCAACAAAGUGUAACAUUUUUAAGUAUUGCGAAAAAUUGCAAAUUUUUAAGAUGAGUUUCAUGCAACCGAUUCCUGUGAAAUAUGCCUGCUCCUGCGGCAUCUUGAAUCCGAUCAACAAGUUGUUCUUUUGUCGACAUUGUCCCAAACUGAGAUGCGGUUACUGUGUGUGCCACGAGAUAGAGUCGCACUUCUGUUCCAAUUGCCUGGAGAACAUACCGUCAUCGGAGGCGCGACACAAGAAAAACUGUUGUGCCAAUUGCUUCGAUUGUCCAUGUUGCCAGCACACUUUGUCGGCCCGUGCUACCACGGUGGCUGUUGUGAGGAAGCCCGACGAGGCCAAGGACAAGGAGGCGCAGAGUGGAGCAGGAGGAGAAAGUGGCUCAACCACACCCCUAAAACCGUCGAGUGUACCCGCAACUAAGAAAAUGUAUUAUUUGUCAUGCCUCUCCUGUCGCUGGACCACACGAGAUGUGGGCAUUCCCGAUCAGGGUGUGGCAACUGGUACUUGGCCGGAUAACGAAUGCUUGUACCAGCUCCGUUUCAACUCUCUACUCGAGUAUUAUCAGUCGGUGGUGUUGCAAGAGAAACAGGACAGACAGGAGUUUCUGCGUCGCAAAUCGCCCAAGCAGCAUAAAUUUCCAAGUCUGACAGAUCGCACAGGUCUAACGGUAUCUCUAAUUCGACGACAAAUCGGUUGGAAUGAGAAGACUUUGCCGAAAAGCAAACCCAUUAGCAUUUCCCCAACUGAGGCCACAGCUGAUGUGGAACAGCUACCGCCGGAUAUCUUUACGGAGCCAUUGAAUUUGCGUCAAGUGACGACAAUCGCCCAAAGGCUUAGCCAGCCAAGGGAUCAGCCCACAGCCGUGGGAAAUUUGUAUCCCCAACGCCGUUCGCUGUGGAUUAAACGGUCGCUGAGAUGUCGUCAGUGCGAGCAUAAUCUAAUUAAGCCCGAAUUUCAUCCGACGUCCAUUAAGUAUCGAAUUCAGCUCUUCGCUAGCCACCAUGUUCCCGAAGUGGUGAUGGUCCGUUGCGAACAGCCUCUGAAGUCAGGUCAGAAGAAUGCGAUUGUCGUAAAGAUUACCAAUCCAACCAUGUAUGACAUGACCAUAAGGAUUCUGGAUGCUCUUCCCGAGGAGGAAGAACAACUCACAACAGAAAUGUUGCAGCAGGCCUGCAAAAUCAAGGAGGAGGCGGUAACUUCCUCGCCUCUUCUACGGGCAGCCGGCAUCACCUUAACCAGACAAAAUUCUACACGUGAGAUUAAGCGAGAAGUUAAUGAAUUGUCCAACACACUGAUUGAACCACUGGAAAGCGAAUUUGUACUGAGCCAACGCGACGAUUCCAAGGAAUUCGACGAAGACAUCCAAGCGCGCAGCGAGAUCGAAGAACCCAAAUUUAUAGUAUGGCGCAAGGGCAACAAAGUUUUACUGAGACUACAGUUUACCCCAGAAGCGACAUCAAAGAUCUCCGAUGAAGUCGUUUUGAGUUUCUAUAUGCAAUACACUUACGUCAAUACGGUGGCCAAUACCACGGAAAAAAAGGAGCCAACCACUCAGGCACUCUACUCACGACUAUUCAUUCAGGCGGGCGCCAUAGAAAAGGAAUAAGCAGCGAAACGCGCUAAUAAAAUGAAUAACUAUAUUUCCAAGUGGGAUGGAUAGUCUCCAUAACUAUUUAAACACACUUAAAUUAUGGAUUAAACAUACUAAUUUUUUGUCAUAGGCAAAUGCUAUUAUAUCUAAUAUUAAAUAAACCUCUAAUCCGA